Molecule: messenger RNA, 1131 nt
Organism: Diaporthe batatas
Lineage: Eukaryota; Fungi; Ascomycota; Sordariomycetes; Diaporthales; Diaporthaceae
Exons: 7
Coding region: 1-1131 (376 amino acids)
Source: RefSeq, a predicted model, not a curated record
AUGACCUCCAACUAUCAUCCCAACAGCAAGGUAGCUUUUGUUACUGGUGCCAAUGGGAUCACUGGAAACGCCAUUAUUGAGCACCUGAUUCGUCAGCCUGCGUCUGAGUGGUCCAAGUUUGUGAUCACAACAAGACGUGUUCCCAAAUGGCCACUAUGGCAGGACCCUCGCAUCAGGUUCAUUGCCCUGGACUUCCUCAAGCCUGCCGAGGAGCUUGUCGAGCAAAUGGAGCUCCUGUGCCGCGAUGUGACACACGCUUUCUUUGCCUCCUACGUCCACGAGACCGACUUUGCGAGGCUGAAAGACUGUAACGUGCCGCUGUUUAAAAACUUUCUCGUGGCUAUUGACCAGUCUAGCAAGUCUUUGCAACGAGUCAUCCUUCACACUGGAGGCAAGAAUUACGGCGUUCAUCUUGGUCCUGUCGAGGUUCCAGUCCAUGAAGGCAUGGCUCGGUAUGAAGACUUUGGAGAAAACUUCUAUUAUAUCCAAGAAGACUUCAUGUUUGAGUUGGCCGCCAAGCGCGAAUGGCAUUGGAAUAUCAUUCGGCCCAUGGGCAUCAUCGGGUACACACCUGCAGGCAACGGAAUGUCGAUGGCACUCACUGUGGCCAUUUACUUCCUCAUUUGCAGGGAACUUGGGCAAGUCCCAAUGUUCCCAGGGAACAAAUUCUUUUACAACGCCGUUGACGACGCGUCCUACGCGCCAAGCAUUGCGGAUAUGAGCGUCUGGGCUUCUACCAAUGAGCACACCAAGAACGAGGCAUUCAACCACAACAAUGGAGACUAUAUCGUCUGGAGGUACUUCUGGGCAAAGCUCGGCGGGCAUUUCGGAAUGGAGGUGCCGGAGAUCCCCGACUCAGCGUGGACAGCCAGCGGAGAGAGUCAUAAGUUGGAAAGUCAGAUCAAGAUGGUAGAAUGGGCCAAGGACAAGAGACCCGCAUGGGAACGAGUAGUGGCGAAGAAUGGUGGAAAUUGUGAGGCGUUUGACUGGGCCACCUGGGAUAUUCUUGACUGGGGUUUGGGUGAAGGCUGGCUGGCCAUCACUUCGGUCGCGAAGGCCCGCGUCCUCCCGAUGAGCACACCAAUCGAAAAGAAGGCAACAGGCCUUCGUCCCCAUCCUGGAGGACGCUAG